AAUCAAUCCAUCCAUUCUUCACACCCAGAGUCAUUUAGGGCUUUCUUCAACCUUCAAUUCCAUCAAACACUUGUUUAUUUUUCCCUAAAUAUCUGCAUACCUCUUUCAAUCUACAUUUUCUGACACGAUCGCUUCUUCAAGGAUCAAAUUAGGUUGUUGUUCGAAUCGCAACCGAGAUUAGGUUUACGUAGAAGACAUUUAGUUUAAGAGGGGUUUGAUGAGGAAGAAGAGAAAAGGCAGUGACUUAUUCUGCACUGAUAAUAAAAAGGAAAUUGUGGAAUCAACUGGUGAUUCGGAGUCAUUGAUAUCGAAUCUAAAGUGUCAUUACUCAUUAGAAGAUUAUGUUAGAUUGAAAAAAAGGUGUUGUAAGGAAGAUGUGGUUUGUGGUGGUGCUGAUCCUAAUGGAUCAUGUAAGAAUAGACUUGCUGGUAUCGCCGCCACUGCUCCGCCCUGUGCAACCACAUCGUUGGUUUUAUCCGGUAGAGGGAUUAAGAGGAAGAUUGGGUGCAUUGAUGUAGCGACUCAGAUGGGUAGAAAAAACAAGAUUGCAGAAGAUUAUAUUAAGGGUGCUACGAUUGGGAAGGGUAAGUUUGGGUCUGUUUGGUUGUGUAGGUGCAGGGUUAGUGGUGUGGAAUUUGCUUGUAAAACAUUGGUGAAAGGGGAAGAAACAGUUCAUAGGGAGGUUGAGAUAAUGCAGCAUUUAUCAGGGCAUCUGGGGGUUGUGACAUUGAAGGCAGUGUAUGAGGACUUGGAAUCUUUUCAUCUAGUGAUGGAGUUGUGUUCGGGAGGUAGAUUGAUCGACCAGAUGACAAAGGAAGGUCGUUAUUCUGAGCAACGAGCUGCUAAUAUAUUCAAGGAGUUGAUGAUGGUGAUUAAAUAUUGUCAUGAUAUGGGUGUGGUUCAUCGUGAUGUAAAGCCUGAAAACAUUCUUCUGACAGCUUCAGGGAAGAUUAAGCUUGCAGAUUUUGGCUUGGCAGUGAGGAUCACAAAUGGUCAGAGCUUAGCUGGUUUGGCUGGAAGCCCGCCUUAUGUGGCCCCUGAAGUUUUAACAGGGAACUAUUCAGAGAAAGUGGAUGUCUGGAGUGCCGGUGUUCUUUUACACGCUCUAUUGGUUGGUGUUUUACCGUUUCAAGGAGACUCGUUGGAAGAUGUCUUUGAGGCAAUCAAGACUGUGGAACUCAAUUUCCACACUGGAGUUUGGGAAUCCGUGUCCAAACCUGCACGUGAUUUGCUUGAGCGCAUUCUCACACGAAAUGCUGAUUCUAGAAUAACAGCUGAGGAAGUACUAAGCCAUCCAUGGAUUCUUUUUUACACGGAACGCACCUUAAGAUCUCUAUCGUUCAAGUCAAAAUCAAAACAUCAAGUGGGACCAUCGUCGUCACAAACAGCACCUACGACCAAUGUAGUCGAGUUGACUAGAAAGAAAACGUUAGAUGGUGGUUCGAUAAUCAAGUAUUCAUCUCCAUCAUCAACCUCUAGAAGUUCAGGUUCAGACGAGCAAGAAGAUGAUGAUUCUGGGGGUCUGGUUGAUGCACUUGCCGUUGCGAUUUCAAACGUGAGGAUUUCUGAACCAAAAAGAAGCCGGUUAUGUGUGCCAACGAGUCCGAUUCGGGAACAGUGUUCUUCUAAUGUCACAACUAAUAACCUUUGCAAAGCAUGUUGAUAGCUGAUUGAUGACUUCUAAUUUUGAAGAUGAGAAAUGAUGAAAAUCUUAUCUUCAUGGGGUUGUAGCAAAGAGAAGGGGUAUAUAGUGACUGACUGUAAAUAUAGGAGGAGGGAGUGGAUUUUUUUAAAUGGAUUUUGGUUUUAAAUCUGGAAGUGUAGCAGAAGAAGCUAUAUGAAUAAAUUGUUCAUGGGUUUUACUUUC
This is a messenger RNA of Cynara cardunculus var. scolymus (artichoke), 1867 nucleotides long. RefSeq names its product serine/threonine-protein kinase PEPKR2. Bases 218 to 1663 code for a protein of 481 amino acids. Gene Ontology annotation, biological process: peptidyl-serine phosphorylation; protein autophosphorylation; intracellular signal transduction. The transcript is spliced from 4 exons. NCBI's taxonomy places the organism in Eukaryota, Viridiplantae, Streptophyta, Magnoliopsida, Asterales, Asteraceae. Gene Ontology annotation, molecular function: calcium/calmodulin-dependent protein kinase activity; calmodulin binding; ATP binding. The record is from RefSeq and is a predicted model, not a curated record. Gene Ontology annotation, cellular component: cytoplasm; nucleus.